Symbiodinium sp. CCMP2592 is the source of this 1263-nucleotide messenger RNA. Lineage: Eukaryota; Dinophyceae; Suessiales; Symbiodiniaceae. The record is from the annotation of a GenBank genome assembly.
AUGAUGGGAAUGUGGGGCCCGCAAAGCGGCCCGAACCCAGGCGGUCUCGGCGGGAACCUGGGAGUCGCGCCGAUGAUGGGAGCGGCGUCGGCCCUCCCAGGGAUGAUACCCUGCGCUGGCUGCGGCGCAGUGCCCGCAGUCCCAGUCCCAGGAGCGAGAAUGUCGCUGCCAGCCAUCAAUGAAGGACAGCGCCACUACAUGGGACAGAUUGUGAUGGGGAUGAAGACCAGCAAUCUGUUCCAGGUGGCGCAAAACCUUGAAGCAGCCGUGAAUUCUCAGGUGCCCAUCCCGCAGGAAUUCCUGGCCACGGUACACCUGUGGAUGAAAUCAAGAGCCCAGAGUGAAAGUGGCCUGUCCCAGAUGCAGCUCGCACAAUUCAUUGGUGCUUCAUCCUUCAACAAUCAGGUGCAGGCCAAUGUGCAGAUGCUUGCGCAGACACCUCCAGCGCCAGCCUCACCACCACCUCCCCCUGCAUCGCCUCCGGCCUCCCCUCCGCUUGCGGCAUCACCACCACUGUCGGCUCCACCGGCUUCAGCCCCUCCUCUCCCAGCAUCUCCAAUGUUCAUCCCCUCGCCACCACUUCCAACGUCUCCAAUGUACGUGGAGUCACCGAUGGGUGGUGACGGCCGCGACCUACGGCGGCCAGCAGAGCCUUCCCAGGGGCCCAAAGCCAGAGACCGCCGCCCAGCGGAGCCCACGAAGCCACCAGGCAGGGAAGUGCGCGACAGUCGCCGACCCGCAGAACCGGAUCUGCCGCCACGGCGACGACAUCCGCUUCCCCCGCCGCCAUCCACCUCGUUCGGCUCGGCCGGCAGCUCGAGCUACCUGGGAGGCAACCUCGCAGAAACGCGAGAUGGCCUGGUCAAGGCCGCCUAUCUGGAUGCAAGCAUCACCCCUUGGCGAUGGCGGUAUCUUCAAUGGGACCCAACGACGCGAGCGCAGCUGGUCAACAACAUGCGUGGCCACAUCACUGAUUUGACGGUGAAGGAAUCCUUGGCUACCUUGGCGGAGGGGCUCGAGCAGACGGACUCGUUGACACGCUUCCAUCCGCUCCGCAAGCUUACGGAAAGCAUGGCAGGUGAAAGCAUUGGGUUUGCGUUGCAGUUUCCCUUCCAAGGUGAGCUGGCGCGCAAUAUGUAUUGCGCAGUCCUUCAGCUGUGCAAUUGCGCUGCGACCCAGCUCUUUGCUGCACAGAUUCGUAUUGACCGCUGCCACAGGUCGAGUCUAGCCAACACCAUCGCGAAGCAUGGUGCAUCUUGCUAA